Molecule: messenger RNA, 2175 nt
Organism: Closterium sp. Naga37s-1
Lineage: Eukaryota; Viridiplantae; Streptophyta; Zygnematophyceae; Desmidiales; Closteriaceae
Source: the annotation of a GenBank genome assembly
AUGGCUAGUCCUAUCUCGUAUGUCGCGGCCAUUUGUCGGCCAGCAGACGCAGAUGCUUCCGAGGCGGAGACUGCUAUCUUCGGGCCGAAAUCACUUCCUGGAAGCAAGCCUCUAAUAGCGGUGCAAGCGCAGCUUAAAACGCGUACAGUGGACGAGGACAGGAGGGAUGGGGGAGGAGGUCAGAGGAGCAUCAGGAAAGUGAAAGGGGGAGAAGAUGGAGGUGGGGAUGAGAGGGUUGAGAGGGUAGUAGCGGGCAAUGCAGCGGGGAAGAGUGAGGGAGGCGGGAGGAAGAGCUACAGCACGGGAGGCUGCAAGGAGGAGGAGGAGGCAGUGGCAGUGAUUGCUGGAGUGCUGAGAGAGAAAUUCGGGCCUCAGAUCGUGAGCGAGGAGGUGGAGGAGUGGGGGAGCGCUGAGAAAGUGAAAGAGGAGGAGGAGGAGGAGGAGGGGUGGGAGGGGGACGAUGAGGAGGCGGAAAAAGAGAAGUAUGAGGAGGAUGCAGAAGCAGGGACGUGUGAGGAAGACACACCACCUGACACAUCUCCUCCCACACACCCUCCUCUGUUGUACAACCGGCGGGUCGUAUCUCCCUCCUCCCUCCUCUCCCUCUACCGCUUCUUCUCCUCCCACCUCGGCAUCUCCUCCCCUUCGGCUGUCGCUUCCCUCCUCGCCUCCCACCCCCAACUGCUCCGGUCCAAUCCCACCAAUGACUUUCUGCCACGUGUCCGUCUCCUCCAGUCAUAUGGCAUAGGUCAUGCUGACAUCGUCCACGUCACAGUGAGGGAUGCAGCCUGGCUCCGGACCUCCCUUGCACGGAUUCAUAACACCCUUGAUUUUCUUUUGGCUCAAGGCGUCCGCCGAAGCAGAUUGGGCUCGGUGCUCCGACGUGGACGCAGCUUACUUCGCCGGGAGGCACAUUCAACGAACCUGGACAUUCUGGUGGGAAAAGCAGGGGUUCCUGUGGACAAGCUGGGUGUGAUUAUAGAGGGAUUUCCGUCCAUCUUGACUUGGGGAAAAGAGGCGGUGAAUAUUCAGCUUGAGAGGUUAUCACGUUUUUUCAAAGUGGGAUCAGGAGGAAAGGUAGAAGCAGAUAGCACCAGCUCAUCCCUCCUGAAGCAUCAACUAGAAGAGCCGCAGUCUUUGAUUUCCCCAGACGCCCCCUCUGUGCUUUGGCGGGCCCCUGCCAUCGUUUUUCUUAGCUCAGAAAAUCUUUUAGCUAAGCUCCAGUUCUUUGUGGAGCUGGUGGGGGAGGAGGCAACCGGAAGAGUGGCGAGGAGUCACCCUUGGGUUCUGGAACUAUCGAAGGAGAACCUGCAACGCAAGGUGGCGGCAUUGGUUGAGCUGAUUGGGCGAGAGAAUGCUGUGCGGGUGGUGGGACAGUUUCCUUCGCUACUAUCUUCUAGUGAAGAUGUCAUGAAGGAGACUUUCAGCGAGCUUGUGCGAGAAGUGAAAGAAGUAUUGGAGGGCAGUGGUGAAGAGGGGAGUGGGAUACAAAGGUUGGAGGAGGGUGAGAGAGGUAAUUGCUUGGAAGGGGAGAAUGAGUCGAGAGCGUUUAACUCAGCUGGAGGUGACAAGAGAUGUAGGGCUCAUCUGUUGGUGGUGGAUUUGGUAGUAAAGUACCCUUUUCCUAUCCGCUGCAGCUGGAAAAAGAAUCUGAAGCACAAGGUGGAGUACUUAAAACGGGACAUGGGCCUCUCUAUAAAGGAGGUUCUUGCCUACCGUCAAUUUCUUGGGUUCAAUUUAGAUCGACGGAUCAGGCCGCGGCAUGUGGCACUGGUGCGAAUGGGCUAUGCGGUUGUGGCACAUGAGAUGGUUAGUCGGAUGAGUGUUGGAGAGAGGAGGGAUUUUUCGUUAGAAGCUGGGGAACAGAGAAGCAAGCUGGUCUCUGUUUCCUCGCCUUCUGAUGAAAUGGAGGGAGUGGAGGGGCUUGAAUGGGGAGCGGAAAACAGAAAGUGCGAAAGAACGGGUGACAGCAACGAGCAGCAGGGCGGAGGGGAGGAGGAUGGUGGUAGAGAAGUGCCACUUGAGGAACUUCUGGGCACUCACGAGCCAGGGGGGAGAGAUGGUACAGAGCAGCAGCUUGUGAAGUUGGAGGGGACAACAAGGGCAGUGUGUUUGCGCCAGUUUCUCCACUGCUCAGACAAGCAGUUCGAGGAGAAGUUUGGGGUCAAGCUGUAG